Messenger RNA from Monomorium pharaonis (pharaoh ant), 2369 nucleotides. RefSeq names its product tubulin-specific chaperone C-like. The record is from RefSeq and is a predicted model, not a curated record. The transcript has 7 exons. Bases 1370 to 1960 code for a protein of 196 amino acids. Lineage: Eukaryota; Metazoa; Arthropoda; Insecta; Hymenoptera; Formicidae.
CCUUCUACCUUUUUACGAGUGGUGGUCCACAUGCGUUGGGACACCCUGUAUAUCGGGAUUGACUUUGUGUUGCAAAAUAAAUUAAUCACGGUUAUUAAGAUGAGAUACGGUAAUGGCUCGUGCCAAGCAAACAUGUAGUGUGAGUUAAUUCACUCCGUGUACCUUACGCGAGUCAGCGAAUUAAAGAUACUUUUGAUCUCAAUAUAUAAUUACUGAAUUUACAUGUGACACGUGCUCUGUAUAUCGAGAUUGACUUCGUGUAGCAAUACGCGUAAAUCACGUUAUUUAUAUAAUAAUACGUAUUAUGCACACUGCAGUUCAUUACUGAUUGUAAAAACAAAGGAAGCCUUAGUACGAAAUGAGCUGCGCUGCGAAGUGAACCGCGCGCGUUUUGGCUAUUAUAUCUGCGAUUGGUCGAUACUCGCGCGAUAAAGAAGGAUGGCACUGCCUAAUCUCUAUCGUACAUUAGUUAACGCAAGCCGUAUAUCAAUCGAUCAAUCGCAGAUAUAGUAGCCGAAACGUGUGCAGUUUAUGUCGUACCAAACCUUUUCCAGAAAGAAAAGAGGAUAAGACAAACUGUGUAAGAAAUUUAGCUAAAACGAACAGGCAUAAUUUAUUCUUACAUUCAGUAUCAACUGCAGUAUGCAUAACACGUAUUAUGAUGUAAAUAACGUGAUUAUUGCUACACGAAAUCAAUCUCGAUAUACAGAGUGAACAUAACACGUGUUAUAUAUAAGUUCAGUAAUUAUUGAGAUCAAUCUCAAGUAUCUUUAAUUCGCUGACUCGCCUAAGGUACACGGAGUGAACCUCACGCUACAUGUUUAUUACUUGGCACGAGUCUUAUCUUAAUGACCGUGAUUAAUUUAUUUUAAUUGCAACACAAAGUCAAUCCCGAUAUAUACACAGAGUGAGAGGGAAGACGCUGUUAAACUUAAUUUAUUUUAAUUGCAACACAAAGUCAAUCCCGAUAUAUACACAGAGUGAGAGGGAAGACGCUGUUAAACUUAAUUGCCAGGACAAAUUUAUUAGGAUAUUUCUAGGACAUUUCUUUGAAUAAUGCCAAAGUCGAUGCUAGAGUAAGAGUAAGUAUUAUCCUCGAUUAAUAAUAGAUAAUAUAUUUAUCAGUAACUUUUAUUACCAAAGAUUAAUUUGUAAUACAUAUAAUAGUACAGAUUUAAAAAUAUAUAAAUUUUGUUUGUAGGAAGGACAGACAUAUAUGUAUUUUGUCGUUUUUGGGGGAUGAAUGGUGCGCUACCAUACUUUUUGGAUUUUAGUAAAAUCUCAAGUUUUAAAAUGGCCACCCAAAAAUAAAAAUCCUACAAAAGAGAGUAAGAGAGGACCUAAACCUCAAGAAAACUGAUCAAGAAUUAUGUAUACCAAAUUAUUAGGUCCGUUUGAUACUUUUGAAGAUGCAAGAGAAAUAGAAAACAGCACAUUAGAUAUUUCAACUAAUGACGCAGAAAUGCCCACAGAAGCAACACAAAUGCAUACUGAUGGUGGAAAGGUUCCACAAAAAAGGGAAAUUCAAAAAUCAUCUCGUUUUUGUCGGUCUUCCUUGUCCUCUUCUCCUUCUGAGACAAAAGGGGAAAAUCUAUUAAAGGUACAAAACAUUGACAAAGAAAAAAACCAAUGUUCGAUAAACCAAACAGUUAAAAAUGAGACAACAAGAAGUACAUAUUGUACUGAGGAAGAACUUAGUGAAGUGAAUAGCGAUCCUUUAUUGUAUGGAAAUUUUUUUCCACAGGAUUUUAUUCAAAAAAAUAAUUUCGAAAAAGCUGAAGAUACAAUGAUAGAUAAAGAUUCUUUAUGCAUCACGGAAACUAAAUCAAAAGCGUCAUCAAAACCAACUAUUACGAGUACUGUUGUAACAAGUAUACCGUUACCUGCUGGAAUUUUUUCUAAUAACGUUAAUGAUAACGAUCAAUUGUCGAAUAAUGAAAAUAAUAUACAAAGGUUUUAAAUCUGAAUAGAGAGAUAUUCAACAAGAAGCAGAUAGAUCACGAAUACAAACGCCAUUAGAAAAAACAAACUAGAAGCAAGAAAUAGAUUAUAGUCAUCAUGAUCAUGAGUGUUGUAGCAUUUGUUGAAACAUUAAAAAAAUUUUACACAGUCCUAGCAAUACAACAAAUACUUUUAAACUCAAUUUUUGUCAGAUGCAAGAGGAAAAUAUAGAUUUCAAUUUGCCAAUCUGGAAUAUUAACCGGUUACAGGAAUUUAAUAAAAAACUCAGUGAGUGUUCUACUCGAUUGCAAUAUCGACUCUUGUUGCUAAUAGAAAUAUUUCUAUCGCCGAUGUCCAGAAAGUUAAAUCAUCAAAUUAUGGUUGUAACACGCAAGCAAUGGUAUUGAUCAACGAAGAAAAAAAGAAAA